GCCACAUUUACCCUUUCCCGUACCUCAUGCCCGCCGCUCCGUCUCAAGCCUUGGCAUUACUGAAGGAUAACAAAGGCAAUGGCAGAGUACUGAAAAAAUUUGCUCAAUUAUCUUAAAGAUUUUUGUCAAGAAUGGAUUACAAAGCAAAUAAUUCAAAAUAGAAACACUGUAUUUUGAGAAAGAAUACAAUCAAAAAGGAAGGAAACAACCACAAAGAAAUUUAAUUGUUGGAAAACAAAAGCUAAAGAUACUCAAACCCCUGUAUCCAAGACAUUAAAACAGCAUUCGUAAGUGACAAAAAGUUGAUGAAACCACUUACAUACUGAUUUGGAGAAGGGCUUUUGAAUCACUUUUUGGCAUCGGCUAGAAACAAACAGCAAUUAUGACUGCCCCUGAUAUGGAAGUGAUUAAAGACAUUCCAGGAUAUAAAGUAAUCCUUAAAGCUGUGAUAAAAACCCAAAUACAGCAAUUGGUUGAACAGUUGGCUGCCCAUACAGAUGAGGAGUCUGUGAUAUUGACAGCCAGUGUUGCUGAUGGUACUCUCAGUCAUCUGGGCUCUGACUCGGGUAAAGGAUUUCUCGAAGACCACGAAGAUGUGAAGUCUCAAUUCCUUGGCUUCUGUCUCAAAAGACACCAUAAGAAAAAGCAAGCCGAAAAGGAAAAAGAGCGUCAGCAGCAAAUGUUGGAAUCAAUGCAACAAAUACCUAUACCAGCCCAACUUGGAUAUGGCCCGGCACCAAGGAGGAACCCACGGGCACCAUAUCCUAGACAGAUAUUACCUCGAGGCCCCAUGCCAGGAAUGUCCCCAGGUGGUAGUCUUAGAUCACCAAGCAUUAGACAUGAACCAUAUCCAAUUUCACGUCCUCAGCGAAACUCCACUGGCUCUAUGCCAACUACACCGGUGAAACAAGAACCAAGUGACUUAUCUAAUGACGGUAUUAGUGAAUCAAAUAAUGUUAGUCAAUCUCCAUCUCAGUUAGGCGAAAGUAAAGAUGACGAAAACACAAACUCUUCUUCCUCUACCAUUCCAAAUGAACCUAGUGACGGAAAUACGGGUGAAUCUAGUGAUAGACAAAAGACAGAUAGUGACUUAGACCCUAAUGUUAAUAUCAAAGUUGAAGCUAUAACUGAAAGUGAGAUGGAGUUAGAAAUAACCGGUGUUGAACCCGGUAGACCUUCAAUUCCUCAAGAUUGGGAUCCUAAUUUAUCUUUAGGAAUGAACUUUGACCCAAAUUCUGGUGCUAUGGGGUCAGCAGCUGAUAUGCAGCAAGGCUACAGUCAAGCUACCAGCAGUGAGAGGGUACCAUGUCCUUUGUGUGAUAAAGAUUUCGGUAGUAAAUACAUUCUGAAAGAUCAUCUAAAAAUUCAUUCCAAUAUUCGUCCUUUUGUUUGUAGUGUUUGUGACAAACGAUUUUACAGAAAAUACCACCUGAAGACCCACAUGACUACUCACAUGAACUUGAUGGAAUAGUUUGCAAUCCCAUAUGAACUUGAUGGAAUAGUUUAUAAUUUCAUAUGAACUUGAUGGAAUAGUUUACAAUCCCACAUGAAAACUUGAUGCAGUAGUUUACAAUCCCACAUGAACUUGAUGGAAUAGUUUACAAUCCCACAUGAACUUGAUGGAAUGGUUUACAAUCCCACAUGAACUUGAUGGAAUAGUUUACAAUUAAAAUAAAAAAGCAAGACUAUUUGAUUGCAGAAGUGUUGCUUGGACACUGUACCAGUUCAUUGGAUAUUAAAACUUGUUGUUUAUAUCGGCACAAAGUUUUAAGUGUUGAGGUUUUGUGAUAGAUUGAAGUCUGUCAUGUGUUUUGUAAUCAACAUACGUUUGAUACACCACCUCCCAAACAAGUCAGUAGAUUUAGAGGAAAGAUUGUCUUCAGGGGAAGAUCCAUAUUUUUACUAGUAUGACAAAGAAAAGUUAUAUAAAGUGACUAAAAGCUCAUUCUUUGGCUGCUGUCACAAUGAGUUGAAUAUUUCAAAGAUCAGUCACAUUUAUAGUCACAUAUUCCAGAUGUAAAAUUUUUAAUAGAAAUGUUAAAAGAAACUGUAUGCAACUCUCAGAGUAUAAGAAUUUGGUAUGUAGCUGCAUCUAUUAAGGUCAUGUGAGUUUUAAACAAAAUGAUCGAUGUGACAGAAAAUUGGCUUCAAUCUUUGACCACUGUUCAUAGUGUAUAUGAAAUCAAAUUUUGACCUCAAUGCUAUCAAAGACCAUGCUGUCUGAGGAAUUUUUUACUGUGUCAUGGGGAGUGAUGUAGGCCUAUUGUCACUGUAAACUGGUUUAACAUUGUGUAUAAUAUGUUUAGCUUUAAUUAGAUAUUUAUUAAAAGUAAAAAAGUGAUCAUUCUUUUGAUCACUGAUAAACUUUAUAUGCUUUAUAAACAAAUAUUUUGCAAUGUAUAUAUUUUGCUUUUUGUAAAAGUUUAGUUUCUGUUUACUUUAACUCUUAUCAUACUUACCAUCUGCAUUUGUUUGCUCUAUAUCAUUUGUGCAUACAUUGUUCAGCGCUAUGUAUAAAUCAAUGCAUACAAAUUGAUCAAUGUAAAUAAUAUGCAUGUCAUCGAUCAGUGUGUAUUUAAUCAUGUACAUGUGUGUACUGUAUACAAAAAUGAUCAAAAACAUGAACAAACAUGUAAAAAAACAACUUCUAAUCCGGAAACCUUUCUAAUCCGAACUUUUCUUCUGGUCCGGACGAGUCCGGAUUAGACAGGUUCUACUGUAUAUAAAUCAUGUGCAUUCAAUUCUUAAUGUAAUGAACUCUUUCGUCUGCUACACAUACGACCAGUGCAUCCAUGUUAAUUGUCUUAUCAUGACCUGUACUGUUCAUUGUACAGUCAGUUCUUAUUUUGAAAAUUUCCAUGAAAGUGAUAAGUCCAUUUAAGAUCUUAUUUAAAUUAUUUUGACUGCAUUUACUUAGACUUUGAUUCA
Messenger RNA from Ruditapes philippinarum (Manila clam), 2928 nucleotides. Its product is annotated as sal-like protein 1. Gene Ontology annotation, molecular function: RNA polymerase II cis-regulatory region sequence-specific DNA binding; DNA-binding transcription factor activity, RNA polymerase II-specific. The transcript has 5 exons. The coding region runs from base 383 to 1471 and encodes 362 amino acids. Gene Ontology annotation, cellular component: nucleus. The record is from RefSeq and is a predicted model, not a curated record. NCBI's taxonomy places the organism in Eukaryota, Metazoa, Mollusca, Bivalvia, Venerida, Veneridae. Gene Ontology annotation, biological process: regulation of transcription by RNA polymerase II.